Molecule: messenger RNA, 513 nt
Organism: Dipodomys spectabilis (banner-tailed kangaroo rat)
Lineage: Eukaryota; Metazoa; Chordata; Mammalia; Rodentia; Heteromyidae
Gene: Fgf22
Product: fibroblast growth factor 22
Exons: 3
Coding region: 1-513 (170 amino acids)
Biological process (GO): cell differentiation; positive regulation of cell population proliferation; regulation of cell migration
Cellular component (GO): cytoplasm
Molecular function (GO): fibroblast growth factor receptor binding; growth factor activity
Source: RefSeq, a predicted model, not a curated record
AUGCGCCACCGCCUCUGGCUGGGCCUCGCCUGGCUGCUGCUGGCGCGGGCGCCCGGCGCCGCGGGGAACCCCAACACACCGCGGAGACCACGCAGCUACCCGCACCUGGAGGGCGACGUGCGCUGGCGGCGCCUCUUCUCCUCCACCCACUUCUUCCUGCGCGUGGACCCCAGCGGCCAGGUGCAGGGCACCCGCUGGCGCCACGGCCAGGACAGUGUCAUCGAGAUCCGAUCUGUCCUGGUGGGCACCGUGGUCAUCAAGGCGGUGUACUCUGGCUUCUAUGUGGCCAUGAACCGCUGGGGCCGCCUCUAUGGGUCGCGGGUCUACACUGUGGACUGCAGGUUCCAGGAGCGCAUCGAGGAGAACGGCUACAACACCUACGCCUCGCUCCGCUGGCGCCACCGCGGCCGGCCCAUGUUCCUGGCGCUGGAUGGCAGGGGGUCACCCAGGAGAGGCAGCCGGACACGGAGGCACCACCUGUCCACCCACUUCCUGCCUGUGCUGCUCUCCUGA